Molecule: messenger RNA, 676 nt
Organism: Helianthus annuus (common sunflower)
Lineage: Eukaryota; Viridiplantae; Streptophyta; Magnoliopsida; Asterales; Asteraceae
Product: 14 kDa proline-rich protein DC2.15
Exons: 1
Coding region: 65-487 (140 amino acids)
Source: RefSeq, a predicted model, not a curated record
UUCACACAAAACAAAGUACCAACCAUAACACUUUGUAACUACCUAAAGCUAAAAGCACUUAGAAAUGGCUUCAAGGGCUUUAGCAACAACAGCUUUUCUCCUUACCUUGAACCUACUAUUCUUCACUUUAGUAACAUCCACCAAAACCCCGAAAGCCUGCCCACCGCCACCACCGCCACCAUGCCCACCCUCAUCAACGCCCUCUACACCUUCGAGCCCUCCCAAAGCCACUUGUCCAAAAGACACUCUCAAGUUGGGUGUAUGUGCUAACUUACUCAAUGACCUUGUCCACCUAGUCGUCGGAACCCCGCCAAAGACACCAUGCUGCACUCUCAUAGAGGGUCUUGUGGACCUUGAGGCUGCUGUUUGCCUUUGCACUGCCAUCAAAGCUAAUGUGUUGGGAAUCAACCUUAAUGUGCCGGUCUCAUUGAGCCUGUUGCUUAACUACUGUGGAAAGAAGGUUCCCACCGGCUUCCAAUGUGCUUAGAUUAUCUGUUUGGGUUGUGAAAGGCUAAAACUUUAAAUGGGUGUGCUUUGAAUAUGUAUUUUAUUUGAUUAUGAUUAAGACUUGUAAAGAGUCAUGGCGACAUGAUUCAAGUUCGAGUAAAUUUAUGUCAUUGUAUUAUGUAUCAUGAUAUUCCUGGUGUCUAAUAAAUGCUACAAAUUUGCAAGGGUG